Cordyceps militaris CM01 is the source of this 1227-nucleotide messenger RNA. Its product is annotated as guanine nucleotide-binding protein alpha subunit. Gene Ontology annotation, molecular function: G-protein beta/gamma-subunit complex binding; GTP binding; GTPase activity. Lineage: Eukaryota; Fungi; Ascomycota; Sordariomycetes; Hypocreales; Cordycipitaceae. Gene Ontology annotation, biological process: G protein-coupled receptor signaling pathway. The transcript has 7 exons. The record is from RefSeq and is a predicted model, not a curated record. The coding region runs from base 1 to 1227 and encodes 408 amino acids. Gene Ontology annotation, cellular component: heterotrimeric G-protein complex.
AUGCCACCAACCACCUUCCACUGCGUCGCUGCUAGUGUCGGCGCAACCAGUCUUUCUGGGGUCGCCGCUUGCGCUGCUCCAGCGCCCAGGAAUCAUCGCCAAACCUCAACCCGUGUUUAUCGCCAGAUUCCCAUUCGGCCCAGUGAAGUCUCUAAUACCGUCAAGAUGGGUUGCGGAAUGAGCGCAGAGGAGAAGGAGGGCCGGGCUCGUAACGAGGAGAUCGAGAACCAGCUCCGUCGUGACAGAAUGAUGCAGCGCAACGAGAUCAAGAUGCUUCUUCUUGGUGCUGGUGAAUCUGGCAAGUCGACCAUUCUCAAGCAGAUGAAGCUCAUUCACGAGGGCGGCUAUUCCCGCGACGAGCGUGAAUCCUUCAAGGAAAUCAUCUUCAGCAACACGGUUCAGUCCAUGCGCGUCAUUCUUGAGGCCAUGGAGUCACUUGAGCUACCCCUCGAGGACCAGCGCAUGGAGUACCACGUGCAGACCAUCUUCAUCCAGCCCGCCCAGAUUGAAGGCGAGGUCCUUCCCCCAGAGGUUGGCGGCGCCAUUGAAGCUCUCUGGAAGGACCGCGGCGUGCAAGAGUGUUUCAAGCGCUCCCGCGAAUACCAACUCAACGACUCGGCUAGAUACUACUUUGACAAUAUUACUCGCAUCGCUGCUCCUGACUACAUGCCCAACGACCAGGACGUUCUGCGCUCACGUGUCAAGACCACCGGUAUUACUGAGACUACUUUCAUCAUUGGCGAUCUCACCUACCGCAUGUUCGACGUUGGUGGCCAGCGUUCUGAGCGUAAGAAGUGGAUUCACUGCUUUGAGAAUGUCACCACCAUUCUCUUCCUCGUCGCCAUCUCCGAGUACGACCAACUUCUCUUCGAAGAUGAGACCGUCAACCGCAUGCAGGAGGCUCUAACCCUCUUCGACUCCAUUUGCAACUCGCGGUGGUUCACCAAGACAUCCAUCAUUCUGUUCCUCAACAAAAUUGACCGGUUCAAGGAGAAGCUGCCUGUCAGCCCCAUGAAGAACUACUUCCCGGAUUACGAGGGAGGUGACGACUACGCCGCUGCUUGCGACUACAUUCUCAACCGCUUUGUCAGCCUCAACCAACACGAAAACAAGCAAAUCUACACACACUUUACCUGCGCCACCGACACUACCCAAAUCCGUUUCGUCAUGGCUGCUGUCAAUGACAUAAUUAUCCAGGAGAAUUUACGCUUGUGUGGCCUCAUUUAA